AUGGAAAAGGUAUCCCCCACCUGGCUCGUAUGUGGAGAACGCACUAGUUAUGAAACUUCGUUACUUUUGACCUCGGAAUUUCAAUGGCACGGGUCUCUCGGUGAUCUGGGACCGCAUUAUGCAAAUGCAAAAGCGAGGUAUCUCCAGAAUACACAAAUUUCUAAUUGCCCGACCUUGCAGUUUAGACCUGCAGAACUCGUCUUGCACCAGUAA
Molecule: messenger RNA, 213 nt
Organism: Morchella importuna
Lineage: Eukaryota; Fungi; Ascomycota; Pezizomycetes; Pezizales; Morchellaceae
Exons: 2
Coding region: 1-213 (70 amino acids)
Source: RefSeq, a predicted model, not a curated record